This is a messenger RNA of Trypanosoma cruzi, 2292 nucleotides long. RefSeq names its product protein kinase, putative. Lineage: Eukaryota; Euglenozoa; Kinetoplastea; Trypanosomatida; Trypanosomatidae. The record is from RefSeq and is a predicted model, not a curated record. The transcript has a single exon. Gene Ontology annotation, biological process: protein phosphorylation. The coding region runs from base 1 to 2292 and encodes 763 amino acids. Gene Ontology annotation, molecular function: protein kinase activity; ATP binding.
AUGGAGAACUACAUUCAAAUACGUGUGUUGGGCAAAGGGAGCUUUGGUUCCGCCUGGCUCGUGCAACGGCGUAGUGACAAGGCGCAAUUUGUUGCGAAGGAAGUGCGACUGGGUGGCAUGAAACCGGCGGAGCGGGAGAGCGCAAAGCACGAGAUUGAAGUGCUGCGGACCCUAAAUCACCCCAACAUCACCCGUUAUGUGGACCAUUAUGAAAAAAACGGCUCACUUUACAUUGUGAUGGAGUACGCCAACGGGGGCGAUCUUUACACAAAAAUUAGGUCCCGCAAGGGAGUGCGUUUUACGGAAAAGGAGAUUUUGCAUUACUUUUCCCAAAUUUGCCUCGCUCUUCUUCACUUACAUGAGCGUCAUAUUUUGCAUAGGGAUCUGAAGACACAGAACGUCUUCUUGACGAAUGAUGGGGUAGUAAAGUUGGGGGAUUUUGGUAUCAGUACCGUCCUGCGGAACACGUUUGAACUGAAACGAACCGUGUGCGGGACGCCGUACUACUUUUCCCCCGAGCUUUGCCUCAACAAACCGUACAACAAUAAGAGCGAUGUCUGGGCAUUGGGCUGCAUUUUAUAUGAACUCACAACGCUUACACAUGCCUUUGAUGGAAAUAACAUGAAGGCACUCGUACAGAAAAUUUUAAAAGGUGUUUAUCCCCCUAUUCAUAGCAGUUACCCCCCCAAUCUCUCCAAGUUGAUCUCCGCCAUGAUUCAGAUCGACCCAAAGCUGCGUCCAAACGUCAGUCAAAUUAUCCUCCUUCCAUACGUCCGUGACUCGUUAUCGAGUCUGCAGAGAGUCGUGGAGGUUGCCCACUACAAUCAAAAGCCUUGUGACCCAUCCGAGGAAAGGAAGGAGCCGGCACGCCCCUCGCAGCUGGAAGCGAUGCGACAAGCAGAGGACAGACGGAAAGAGGAACAGUUGAAAGCGAUGAAAUUUGCGAAGGAGCGACAACUGUUGCGGCAACAGAUAGAGCAGCGAAACCGCGAAAACGAUGAGCGGUUGCGGCAAAUACGGGCACAGCAGCGGCAAGCGGAAAUUGAACAGAAUCAAAGGAGGAAGGAAUUGGAGGCACGUGUGCGUGAACAAAGGCGAGAAGCAGUGAAGCGCGCUAAAGCACAGGCACUUGUCAAUAAACAAAGAGAGGAGGAAUGGGAGCGUAAUUUGCGGGAACAUGCGGAGGAGUACAAACGCAAGCAACGCGAAGAGGAACGCUGUGUACGUGAGAGAGCAGAGCAGGAGGCUCUUCAUGAGAGGCUUUUUAAGAACAACAACAAUAACAACGGUAAUGGACACGUUGAGAAGCCGGCACCUUCAGUCGCUGAAACUGCUGCGGAGUUGUACCGUGAGAUGCGACGACAGGCUGCAUUGAACAAGCAGCGUAUGUUAGAGGACGUGAGGGCAAUGCCGGGUCGUGCGGAUUCAAAUGUCGUUUGCGUCGCGGAGGUGCAAAUGCCAAAGUCUCCACCACCUGCUCGGCAGCAUCGACUUAAUUCGUUGGGGAAGAUGCAACCAGAGGAAGCAGUGGAGGUGCGUCGGCAGGUGUACUGGCAAAUGCGACGUGAGGCCGAGGAGAAUAAGCGACGUGCACUUGGUCUUGAUGAGGCUCCGGAUGUCGCGUUGCCGAAGAGGCCAGCAGCGUCGCCGCAAGCACAACAGGUAACACCUCAACAUGAGCCAAAACAGGGACAAGAAAAACCUCAGGAACCACAGAAGCAGCGGCAACCGGAGGAAGCCGCAAAGCAAAACCAAUCUGUAGUGUACGCAAAGCGAGUAGUGCGGAAUGAUGCACCCCAGAAUUUGCCCCCUUCGCCGGCUGCAGUGGAGGGGAUUGGCCACAGAGCCCCAGAUGGUGAGCCCGAGACGGCGAACGACGACGAUGUGGGGAGGAAGCGAGAUGAGGACUACAGCGCACUGCAAACUGCUAUUGACGCUGCACUGACGCAAGAUGAGAAGCGCGCGGAUGCGAAGGACUUUAACGAUGAGGCCUUCUUUGACACAGACCCGUCAAAGUUUAUGCUAGACGGACAGACACUUAUCCUUCCAAAUGUUCAGGCAACAGACCCGCUGAUGCACCGCAUCGAAUCGCUUCGUUUAUUCCUUGAGAACAAGUUGGGCGAGUCCGCACUGAUAGCUUCAUAUCGUCAAAUGAACAACAUAGCUGUCGACGACGACGAAGCGAUGCAGCGUGUGGCGGACAUGUUGCCCGAGGAGCAUCAGAGAUUUAUUCCCCUGAUUGCACAACUGAUUGUGUGUGAGGACGCAUUUAAUCGUCAUCUUCUACAGUAG